CAGACGCGCCCUUGUCAUAGAAACAAAGUGCUUUGCUACUAAGCAAACAAAAACAAUAUAAGUAAUCACAGUACCAACAUCUCCCUGUUUGCUUAUUGAUUUGCUUCUUCCGAUCCCAUCACGAAGUGCAAAUAGCAAUUCCGCUACUCACAAAAAACCUUUUCCUAUUCCCUUUCUCUUUCCUGAACCCAACACAACACAACACAGGAUAAAUAAAUUAAAUUAAAAACUAGCUAAAUUCCUCUCUCUCUCUCUUUCUCUUCGAGGGUUUGGGUUUCUCUUCCUCCCUUGGAGAAAAAGAAGAGCCACCGCUGCGACGCCGUUCGUGCAUUUUUGAGGUGCCGCUGUCAUGUUUGGGCGUGGUGGACCAAGGAGGAGUGAUAACUCCAAAUAUUAUGAUAUUCUCGGGAUUUCCAAAAAUGCCAGUGAAGAUGAAAUCAAGAAGGCCUAUAGAAAGGCGGCUAUGAAGAACCAUCCAGAUAAGGGAGGAGAUCCUGAAAAGUUUAAGGAGUUAGGUCAAGCAUAUGAAGUUUUAAGUGAUCCUGAGAAGAAAGAACUGUAUGACCAGUAUGGUGAAGAUGCCCUUAAAGAAGGGAUGGGGGGAGGAGGCUCGUUUCAUAAUCCAUUUGAUAUAUUUGAAUCAUUUUUUGGAGGAGCAAGCUUUGGUGGUGGUGGUAGUUCCCGAGGUAGAAGACAGAAGCAUGGUGAAGAUGUGGUGCAUUCUUUAAAGGUUUCCUUGGAGGACGUUUAUAAUGGCACAACAAAGAAACUAUCUCUUUCUAGAAACAUAUUAUGCCCAAAAUGUAAAGGGAAAGGUUCAAAAAGUGGAACUGCUGGUAGGUGUUUUGGAUGCAAAGGCACUGGUAUGAAAAUUACAAGAAGGCAGAUUGGACUAGGCAUGAUUCAACAAAUGCAACAUGUCUGUCCUGACUGCAGAGGAUCUGGUGAGGUCAUUAACGAGAGAGAUAAAUGUCCUCUGUGCAAAGGAAACAAGGUUUCCCAGGAAAAGAAGGUGCUGGAAGUGCAUGUUGAGAAGGGCAUGCAGCAGGGUCAGAAGAUUGUUUUUGAAGGACAAGCUGAUGAAGCUCCUGACACAAUCACAGGAGACAUUGUUUUUGUAUUGCAAGUAAAGGAUCACCCAAAGUUCAGAAGGGAGCAGGAUGACCUCUAUAUUGAUCACAAUCUCAGCUUAACCGAGGCACUCUGUGGCUUCCAGUUUGCUGUCAAACAUCUUGAUGGUAGGCAACUAUUGAUCAAAUCAAACCCUGGGGAAGUCAUCAAACCAGGUCAAUAUAAAGCAAUAAAUGAUGAGGGAAUGCCACAACACAAUAGGCCAUUCAUGAAGGGUCGCCUUUACAUCCAGUUUAAUGUUGAUUUCCCAGACUCAGGGUUUCUUUCCCCUGACCAAUGCCAGUUACUGGAAAAGGUGUUACCUCAAAAGAGCAGCAAGCAUGUGUCAGACAUGGAGCUGGAUGAUUGUGAGGAGACCACUUUGCAUGAUGUCAACUUUAAGGAGGAGAUGAGACGAAAGCAGCAACAGCAAUAUCGCGAGGCAUAUGAUGAAGAUGAUGAUGAGCCAUCUGGUCAACGAGUGCAAUGUGCUCAACAGUAGUGCAAUUUAUGGUAGUAGAGGUUCUAUAAUUUCUGCAUGGUUUUUAUCUUUUGUUUGCAUAAUGCAGUUAUAACUGCGUGAUAAAUUUACCCUUUAGGUUUUGGCUGGUAACGUUAUUUAGUCUUGGCAGAUUUCUAAAGUCUGUUUUUUGUUGUAAUAUAUGAAAAUUAAAUGUUUUGGUACAAGGCGCGCAAUAACGAUUGCAUAUCCCAGUUUCAUA
Molecule: messenger RNA, 1832 nt
Organism: Glycine soja
Lineage: Eukaryota; Viridiplantae; Streptophyta; Magnoliopsida; Fabales; Fabaceae
Product: dnaJ protein homolog 1-like
Exons: 8
Coding region: 350-1612 (420 amino acids)
Biological process (GO): response to heat; protein refolding
Cellular component (GO): cytosol; cytoplasm
Molecular function (GO): ATP binding; Hsp70 protein binding
Source: RefSeq, a predicted model, not a curated record